AUGAGGACAACAAAGAGAAGAACGGUCCAGUACGAUAAAUAUUCUUUUCCUUAGAGGCAAGGAUAAAGGCGUGUGUUUUGGCAUUGACACGCAAGAAAGAAUCUGGAAACGAAGAAAAUGAAUGGUUCAAAUUCCACUGUUCUUCGUAACCCAAGCGUGGGCUUACUGUGGUGCAGCGCCUUCUCAUUCCAAGCUAUCGGUAUCCUCGUUAGUAACUGCAUGACAAUCGUCACGUUUGGUUUGAACAAGCACCUUAGGAAACGUAGCGUUUAUCUGCUCAUCAAUCUCUCAAUAGCAGACUUCCUCGUGGGGAUACUGCCAUUACCUCUUUAUAUAUAUAUUGUUGGUCUACAUUAUUCAACAUGGUCCAAACCAUCACCUCGAGUGCACGUUAUUAUAUACCAUGGUUAUCACUAUCUAGAUAUAUUUACAGGUUUAACGUCAAUCAUGAAUCUUGCUCUUAUUUCUCUGGAGCGCAUGCUCGCAACGGUGUGGCCAUUACGUCAUCGAGUUACGACAUCUCGAGCUUACGUCAGCAUCAUUAUCUCCACGUGGAUAUUCGCUGCGAUGGUAGCAGCUGUGACGACGUAUAUUAAUGGUUUCUUUGAAGACCACGCCGUCUAUGCAGCUUGGGUUCCUUUCUCUUUUCUAUUAUCUUCACUCUUCUUGAUAAUCAUUUCAUAUUCUGUGGUUUUCGCGAACUUUAAGCUUUGCAGUCAAAGAAUGGCUGGAAAGAAUCGUGUGAGGCAGAAUCACUACCAGAACAAGAAACUUGCCAAGACAUUACUUAUCGUUUCCGCUGCGUCGAUCCUAGCCUGGUUCCCCUUCGCUAUUAUAAAUGGUAUUCAUUACUACACUUAUUUACACAUCAACGAAACUGCCCUAAAUGUUAUUAAACUUUUACAUUACAUGAACUCCCUUAUCAAUACUUUUAUUUAUGCCAGCAGAAUGCCAGAGUUCCGAGCUGCACUAUUUCGCUUGACGUGUAAAUGUUGUCGACUGGGGCAAAACUCAAUGACAAAGCCUCCGUCUAUUCACAUGAUUGACACCAGGAAUAAUAUAGUUUAUGGUCGGGUACAAGACAGCACAGUGAAAAACUUAUCGAAUACUCCAACAUCGACAUAGACCACGCCUUCACGUCUUGUCCAUCUAGAGUAUAGACACUGCUAUAAUUGAGAGCUUCGGUGGCGCAAUCUUAGUGCUCAGCUUUGGUGUGGAACGUCCCAGGUUCAAUCCCUGGCUAAUGCCAAUAUUGAGGUGUCAAAACCUGGCUCGGACGACAACGUUAAAUAGCAGUCCCGUCUCCAAUAAAAUGGGAUGUAAAAGCAACAUUGAGAACACAACAAAACCCUGGCUGUGACCACUGUCAGUGCCAGCGAUUGAGGCCGGCUUGCAGUAUAGCACCGAAGCUUCUGGUGAAUGAGGUCUCGAAAAAAGAGUAUUACAAUCAGUAAGUCCAAUGGUACUGAAUAUGCAAGUGCUGGAAAUGCAGAAAGGAAAGAAGUUAUACAUCACAGAACGGGAAUAAAGUUAUCGAAUACCCCAUUAUCACCACGGGAAUACCCUUAUAUCAACAUAGACCACACCUUGAUUGUCCAUCUAGAAUCUAGACAAUGCUAUAAUGGGGUUAUACGCCACAGCACGGAUACACAUAUCGAAUACCCCAAUAUCAACAUAAACCACGCCUUGAUUGUCCAUCUAGAAUCUAGACAAUGCUAUAAUGGGGUUAUACGCCACAGCACGGAUACUCAUAUCGAAUGCCCCAACAUCAACAAAGACCACGCCUUGCUUGUCCAUCUAGAAUAUUAACACUACUAUGAUUAAUGAGGUUGUACACCACAGCACGGGGCUAAACAUAUUGAAUGCCCCAACAUCAACAAAGACCACGCCUUUAGUGCUUGUCCAUCUUGAGUAUUAAAACUACUAUAAUGGCUUUCUCAAUCAAAAAAGAGGAUAAAGCGCAUCGAAAAUACGAAUAUUAACCACUAUCCUUGUUGAUAAUGUGGAUCACGAAUAUAACUCUUAUGCAUGGUAUACAGCCUGUUACAGCACGACAGCGCGUAUAUACUUAAAUAUCUCAACAUCCACAUGAGAUGUGAAAACAUUCCUACAGUUUCUAUGUGGAACAAAGGACUACAGUCAAACUUGUAUAAAGCUGGGAAUUGUCAAGUGGCCGAUAGAUAGAGGUUGACCGCUUAUAGAGCUAAAAAGUAGUGCAAAAAAUCUUCUUUUUGAUUUUGACAACAAGCUUUUUUAUAGAUGUUUUAACAUGGUUAAAACCAUUAAAUAGAGGUUCUUCUCUAUACCAAAACCUAACAUCAACAAAGUUAAUGAACACCAACACAGCCUUUCCCUUGAUGGUGAUCAUCUUAUGUCAGAGUAGAUGGAGUUAAUUACGAAAGACUAGGGGAUAAACUCAUCGAAAUUUCUAAGCAAACUAUAAUUGUGUACAUACGGUGUAUAGCCUUUGCUGUAUACCCGCAUAAGAUACGACGCAUAGGAUGCGUCAAUUCAAUAAGCUAUGGCAGUUAUUUAUUAAUUAUUCGCCGAAGGCGAAGUGAUUAUCGGGGAAUA
This is a messenger RNA of Actinia tenebrosa (Australian red waratah sea anemone), 2574 nucleotides long. RefSeq names its product adenosine receptor A3-like. Gene Ontology annotation, biological process: G protein-coupled receptor signaling pathway. The record is from RefSeq and is a predicted model, not a curated record. Gene Ontology annotation, molecular function: G protein-coupled receptor activity. Gene Ontology annotation, cellular component: plasma membrane. Lineage: Eukaryota; Metazoa; Cnidaria; Anthozoa; Actiniaria; Actiniidae.